This is a messenger RNA of Ictalurus furcatus (blue catfish), 2315 nucleotides long. RefSeq lists its product as uncharacterized. Lineage: Eukaryota; Metazoa; Chordata; Actinopteri; Siluriformes; Ictaluridae. Bases 753 to 1742 code for a protein of 329 amino acids. The transcript is spliced from 16 exons. The record is from RefSeq and is a predicted model, not a curated record.
UUCGAUUCCCACCGUGGUCCUGUGUGUGUGGAGUUUGCAUGUUCUCCCCGUGCUUCGGGGGUUUCCUCCGGGUACUCCGGUUUCCUCCCCCAGUCCAAAGACACGCAUGGUAGGCUGAUUGGCGUGUCUAAAGUGUCCGUAGUGUAUGAAUGGGUGUGUGAUUGUGCCCUGCGAUGGAUUGGCACCCUGUCCAGGGUGUACCUUGUGCCUGAUGCUCCCUGGGAUAGACUCCAGGUUCCCCCACGACCCUGAAAAGGAUAAGUGGUAUAGAAGAUGGAUGGAUGGAUGGGACUUCUCUUCUUGCUCACGUCUUCCCUCAGAUAGAUUACAAACUGUCAGCAGGCCAGUAUCUGUUAUGCUAAUACCUGGUAGGGCGUUGGGCUCAUGAAUAUUAAUCACGUUGUAUGUGUUGUCCCAAACUGAUUUGCUGAUGUCAAAACACCGAUAGUGAGCGCUAGCCAAUGGGAAAACCGCUUGCGUAUUAGUUCCAGUAACAUAUUUCCUGUUUUCGAAUCGUUUGCCGGGAGCUUCUGGCUUGUGUCGAGGUUUAAAUUAUUCCGUUCCUUUCUUUAUCCGUUAACAAUUUCGUUUUAAUUUCUUGUAGUUUCACUUUCCUUUCUGCUGUAGUUUCAUUUUUUUUUUCGAAGAACGCUUUUGUUUUUGUUUUUUUGACUAAAGACGGCAAGUGGAGUCCACCCAUGUCGGAUCCGUCUGAAUAAUAUCAACAAAUCUUCGACUGAGAAACUGAAACUAUGCCACCGAAGAAGACAGUCGGAGGAAAAAUGGCUGCAAAAAAGAAAACGAAGGCUAAGACAGCUAGAGCAAAAACGGCUACAAAAAAGAAAACGAAGGCUAAUACAGUCGGAGCAAAAUCAGCUUCGAGAAAGAAAACGAAGACAAAGCCAGUAAAAGUGAAUCAGGGACCAAAAAAAGGAAAAAAAGUUACAGUUCAAGGAAACAAGCCUGCACCUCCCAAAAUGAAAGCAAAUCCAAAGACAGGAAUGAAGUCAACAAACAACAAACCAAAAGCUGGUGCAGUGAAAAGAGUGGUGGGACCGCAGAAGAGAAAAAAUCCUAAUCCAGCAGAAGGCCAGAGUCUAGCAAAAAAGAAGAGAAAGUCUCCAGCAUGUAAUAUGCAAAGCACGUCCGUGACGGCUCUUCCUAAAGUCCAGCGAUCAGUUGCAUCUCCUCCGACCAUUCUUCCUGUUUGUAUGAGUCAGUUCCGAUUAAGUGAUUCACAAAAGUGCGAUAAAGAUAACAUGCCUGUUCCAGCUCUAACUCAACCCAGUGUGCAUGUUGUUGCGGUUCCUGUGGCAGGUAACUUCACGGUUCAAACAUCUGGCAGGAGCGAUUUUUGCCAGCCUUCAGGUGGCCCAACGAAUCGAUUUAAUAACGGUGACACGAUCAACCAAGGAGUUACUAACAAUGCUGCAGUGUGUGCACAGAGAGAUCAGAUAGACAACUCUCAAACUGGAAGCGACAAUAUUCAAGAUGAAAACCUGUUGUUUCUAAGGAAAAACAAUGUUAAGUUAAUCGACGGGGUAAAAAAUGUCCCUGAAAUCCUUGAUCGCCUCGAAUUAACCAACGAAAAAGCAGCGAUAGUGCGAGCAGAGAGGACAGAUCAGGAGAGGAUGAGGAAGCUUCUGGAGUUCACGACCAGCACACAUGGUGCAAAGUUUCUAGUCACAGCCUUGUGGAGCUGCGCAAGCGAUGUCAUGGAAGACCUGGCCAACACCAACUGAAGAUCAACGAAUAGAUUCCAGCUCUGACGCAUCACUUCGAUUUCAUCGAUCAGUGAACAUCAGCGGGUCACAUCAUUUGUCCAAUGUUUUUAUCUAAAGUUGUUUGUUGUCUUAUUUUAUUAUUAUUAUUUUUUUUUUUUACAUACAUGUAUUUUUCUAUACCCAAGAUGUGAGUUCUGACAUGAAGUUUAAAAAAAAAAAAAAAGGGAAAUUUUUAUAUCAGGUUCUUAAAUAAUGUUUUUAAAGAAAUUGCUGACAAUCAAGCUCAAACUAUUUCCAUUUCAAGCAAAGUCUAUUUUAUGCAAAUAAUUUAAGCAGUGGGUCUUCUUAGAAAUGUUACCUGUUUAGCUAAGUUCAACUGAACUCUUUAUUAGUCGGACUCUAAUACGCUAAGUGAUGCACCUCCACCCAUCUAGCUGCUCUUAUAUCCAAUUUUUUUAACAAAAGAUUAAACAGUAAAGACAAUUUUUCACAGCCUUCUUUGCUCAUAUUUACCAAGUCUGCCAAUAUUAGUGGAGGCCACUGUAUGUAAAAAAAUAAAUAAAUCAAUAAAACAACAAUACAAAAAUGGUG